AUGUCUUGGUUAUUUGGGGGAAAAACAACUGACACUAAGGAUUCUGAUACUAAACAGUCAUUAGGUUUUGAUCCUUCUCAAGUCUCUAAUGUUUCCGAUAUUAUAAAUGCACCCGGAGCUUUAGACUCAGCGAAGUUACACCCGUUAGCUGGUUUAGAGAAAGGUAUUGAAUAUUUGGAUUUAGAAGAUGAACAAUUGAAUUCGAUCGAUGGAGCUCAAGGAGUUAUUCCAUCUAGGAGUUGGACCGAUGAUUUAUGUUAUGGUACGGGUGCAGUUUAUUUGAUGGGAUUAGGAAUUGGAGGAGCUUACGGCUUUCAAGAGGGAGUAAAUAGUUUGCCUAAGAAUGCACCUCCCAGACUUCAGCUAAAUACAGUAUUGAAUCACAUAACCAGAAGGGGGCCAUUCUUAGGUAAUACAGCAGGUGUAUUAGCAUUGACUUAUAAUUUGAUCGAUUCUUCUUUUGACGCGCUUAGAGGUAAGCAUGAUGAUUUAAACUCUAUUGGUGCUGGCGUGUUAGCUGGAGCACUUUUCAGAAGUAGUUCAGGACUCAAACCAAUGGGCUAUUCGGCGGGAAUGAUGGCUGCUGCGGCAGGUGCUUGGUGUGGUAUUAAAAGAUUAUUGUCAUGA
Molecule: messenger RNA, 627 nt
Organism: Priceomyces carsonii
Lineage: Eukaryota; Fungi; Ascomycota; Pichiomycetes; Serinales; Debaryomycetaceae
Gene: TIM23
Product: protein transporter
Exons: 1
Coding region: 1-627 (208 amino acids)
Biological process (GO): protein import into mitochondrial matrix
Cellular component (GO): TIM23 mitochondrial import inner membrane translocase complex; mitochondrial inner membrane
Molecular function (GO): transmembrane protein transporter activity
Source: RefSeq, a predicted model, not a curated record